AUGUUACUGUGCCUUGUACUCGUCUUUGCCGAAACUGCAUCGGGCUUAAGCCGUAUUUCAGGACCUGGUUUUCAAGCUGUUAACUUUGCUAAGGCCAAAGAGGGACGAAAGUUGAAUGGAAGCGUGAUAAAAGAAAUGCAAGUUGAUACAGAGGGUGCGUGUAGGCGUCAAUGUGUCAUUGACGAGCAAUGCCGCUCUUACAACUUUGGACUCAAGAGGAAUAAAGCUCGGAAUUUCCUGUGUCAGUUAAAUGGUUCCGAUAGAUUUGUUGGUUUUGGUAACUUCACAAAAGAUGACAAUUUCAAGUACAGAGGAAUGGAGGUAAUUAACCAUCAAAAGAGAAAUACCUAGUUAAGGUGUUUCGAUAUAGUUUUUCAAAAGCCAUACCGAUAUUUUUCAAUCGCUUUAAAAGCGAUUUUAUCCUUGUCUGAUAGCUAUAAAAGUUGCACCAAUGAUAAACUAUAGAUUGAAAUUUGGCAAAAUGUAGGUUUUAAUAAAAUCGAUGUUACUAUGACAGCAAUAAACAAAAAACUUUGAAAUUGAUAAAGCCGAAUUUUGAGCGAUCUAGACCAGCUACUGAAAAUCCAACACUAGGAACUUAAAGUUUGGUAAUUAGCAAAUACCCUUCGUGGGAAGUAAAAAAUUCUGAAUGUUUGAAUUCGAUUAAAACGAAAAUAUAGUUCAGACCUUAAAUUGUCAAUAGCCGUGAUAAAUUAUUUAAUAAAACGUUAUAAAUGACACAAAUUAAAUUAAAUUCUUAAGUAGCGUCAGAAUGCUGCUUAAUAUCAUAUUUCGAUGCUCGGAAAUUUUGGUGUAUUUUCGUUCUUGCGAUCACUUAAAAACUAACCCUUUUCUCAACACCUGUCUAAGUGCAACUUCAUUCAAGAUUUGGACUUUUAGCACUUUUUUGUAUAUCUCUAAAACGACUCGAACCAUUUUUUUUUAAAUCUCUUCACAUAAUCUUCAUUAUUAUAUGGCUGAGUCUGUUUUCGCCAUGCGAUUGGUCAAUUUGCGGUCCGUAACUUGCUAUACGGACCAAAAUUUUUAAAGAAAAGGUUCAUUUCGGAGCUCUAAGUCUCUUUACCUAGGAAAAAAGAUUUAAAUAAAGUUAUAAGACGCCUGUCAACCUUGAAGACUUGGGUGUUGACUUUGGCCUUCAACAUUUUAAACUGUGUUUAUUUGUGAACGAAGAUGAUGAAGAAACAGAAACUCAUAGAGGGUUGAACAACCCCUUAUGAGUUUCUGGAAGAAACUAACUCGUAAUCUUAUCGACGAAGAUUCUAGUCAGUGUUUGAAAAUUUUAUUGUAGUACACAGUUAAGAAGACGAAAAUCGACUGGCAGAGAUUCGAGAUGUUUUGGCUAAGAUAAAAUGAGUAAUUCCUUCAACAAAUAUGAUAACAAACAUACCUGCACUGAUCAUCUUGAGAAGCUUCUUUGCCAUUUUAUUUUAAAAAAAUUAGUUCGAGUCGUUUCAGAGAUAUACAAAAAAGCGCUAAAAGUCCAAAUUUUGAAUGAAGUUGCACCUAGACAGGUGGUGAGAAAACGGGUUAGUUUUUAAGUGAUCGCAAGAACGAAAAUACACCAAAAUUUCCGAGCAUCGAAAUAUGAUAUUAAGCAGCAUUCUGACGCUACUUAAGAACUUAAUUUAAUUUGUGUCAUUUAUAACGUUUUAUCAAAUAAUUUAUCACGGCUAUUGACAAUUUAAGGUCUGAAAUAUAUUUUCGUUUUAAUCGAAUUCAAACAUGCAGAAUUUUUUACUUCUUACGGAGGUUAUUUACUAAUUACCAAGCUUUAAGUUCCUAGUGUUGGAUUUUCAGUAGCUGGUCUAGAUCACACAAAAUUCGGCUUUAUCAGUUUCAAAGUUUUUUGUUUAUUGUUGUCAUAGUAAUAUCGAUUAUACUUAAAUCUACCUUUUCACAAAUUUCAAUCCAUAGCCAAUUACUGGUGAAAAUUUUAUAGCUAUCAGACAAGGAUAAAAUCACUUUAAAGGCGAUUGAAAAAUAUCGGUAUCGAAACACCUUAACAAUGGCAACAUGUACAAUUUUUUGCUAGUUAAAAAUAUUUUUUGUCAGAGUGUCUGCUAGUCUGAAAGCUUUUUAAUAUUCAACACUUUGACCGGUUUCAAACUUUCUUUGUAACAACGCGCAACAAUAUUCAACAGAGUGUGCAGACGGACGCAACAUAUAACAUCCAAUAAUCUUGGGAGUUGUUGGCCAACAAUGUUGUGUCCGCUUGCACGGGGCUUUAGUUAUUUUCCUUGCCUUAAAACAGAGUGUCUGCGAGUCUAGCAACGUGGACCUUUGCGGCGACAAAGGAAUCUGCCUACCAGACUACUCCAAAGACAGCUUUACAUGUAAAUGUGACAAAGGCUACACAGGAACACGGUGCGGUAAGUUACAAACGUCCCAUCCCCUGGAUCUCUUCCACCUUGGGGGUUUGAAGACGAAAGAUUCUAAUCAUUUGUGCAUAAAAUGUGACUUGAAGUUGUUUAUUUAUCUGUUAGCAUCUUAUUAUUCCGAAGUAGUCUUUUACUCGUUUUUAUAUUAAGUUCAAAGUUAGGGAGAGAAAAGCUUUCUCGUGGUCCAAAGAAUGUUCAGCAAUUAUUAAACUGGGCAUGGUAGGAUAUGAAGAACUAUGCAGAUCGAGGAUUCAAAAUAAUUCCAAGUUAAGAAACAAGUUAAAGGGAACCUCCACUUCAACAAAAAGAUAACUUUAAAUCACAGGAAAUAACUGUUACAGUCAAGUCAACCUAAAAUAUUUUUAAAGAAAGCGUUUGUAUCGGAAAGAAAUAACUUUUAGAUUCACCUAUUUUUGUUUUCAAAUUUUGCGGGCGUCGCCAUCUUGAAUAAUUGUGACGUGUUAUGGUGCCCUAUUGUUAUUAAACAAAAGCUCUUUGUGUCAGAACAAUAGAGCAACCGUAACACGUCACAAUUAUUCAAGAUGGCGGCGCCCGCGAAAUUUGAAAGUGAAAAUAAGCGAUUUUAAAAUUCACUUUUCCUGAUAUAAAGACUUUCUUUAAGGACAAAUUUUGAACAAAUUUGUUUAUCAACAUAAUUUUAUUCGAUUUAAACUUAAUCUGUAGUAAGAGUGGAGGUUCCCUUUAAAACAUGUUUAUCUCCGUGGAUGUUACGUUUAUAUCGAUAAUGCAUCUUUAUCGGGAAGUUUAAAUGAUAAGGGCUGUUCAGGUCUGCAAAUAUUCUCCAAAUAGCAGAUGUCGUUCUUCGAGUUGUUUUCUUGCUGUUCUUACUAUGUUUUUAGACAAUAGUUCAACGUGAAACGAGUAAAAUGUUCCGCCAUCACUUACUUCGCCAUUACUCACUUCGAAAACAACUCAAACUUGUUCCCAGGUCUUCUUGGUUAACGGUUCAAUAACCUGCAUUUUCACCGCACUUUUGACGUCAUCGGUUCGAUAUGCCAAAAAUUUUCCAAAUUUGGUCAACAGUAGCUGGUUAUGAUGAAUUAUGCGUGUGAUUUUAGUCAAUCAGAAACAGAGAAAUAUUUUGAAUGAAUAAUAUAUAAUUUUAUAUGCGUGUAUUAAGUUUAAACAUAAGUUUAUUUGCAUAACCUAAAAUACCGUCAACUCUUUCUGAGACGGACAGUCAGGGCUUGUCCCAAAGAUGUCCGUCUUAGAGAAGGGUAAUUUUAAAGUUGAAACUAUACGCGUUGAAUAAACGUCUGUUUAACUUGCACAAAACAGCUACAGCUGGAACACUGCAACAAAAUUGGAGUUCUUUUCUUAUUGUGCAAUCAGACGUUCAUUACAAUCAAACCGCUUUCACGGCUUCGUGGUCUAAAAGCUUAACACUUUUCGCUCUGUUAACUACCAGAGCAAAACUACUUAAAAUAUCAAACAUUUUGCAGUUUAAGUUACUGUCAUGUAGAGCACCUACAUUUCCGUUUUGAGGUCGUUGUCACCACAUAAAGCACUUCCAAAUUUGGCCGUUGACGGUUUCAAAAGUGUCGGUUGUCCGUCUUAGAGAGAUGUCCGUAUUAUAGAGAGUAUGGUUACAGUAAAAUGACUGGGACCAACUUUAGGCGCCCGUCUUACGGAUGAAUCCGUAUUAUAGAGAGCAUGGUUACAGUAAAAUGUCUGUGACCAACCCUAGGUGUCCAUCUUAGAGAGGUGUCCGUAUUAUAGAGAGUAUGGUUACAGUAAAAUGACUGGGACCAACCCUAGGUGUCCAUCUUAGAGAGGUGUCCGUAUUAUAGAGAGUAUGGUUACAGUAAAAUGACUGGGACCAACCCUAGGUGUCCAUCUUAGAGAGUUGUCCGUAUUAUAGAGAGUAUGGUUACAGUAAAAUGACUGGGACCAACACUGGGUGUCCAUCUUACAGAGGUGUCCGUAUUAUAGAGAGUAUGGUUACAGUAAGAUGACUAACGUUACAGUAAAAUGACUGGGACCAACCCUAGUUCUUACUAGACAGAAGGCCGUCUUUUAAAGUUGUCCGUUAAGAGAGAGUUUACUAAAAACCGAAAGGGAGAUGGAAGAAUUUGAGACAGUACUAGAAAGCUUAAGGCGGCUCGGUUAUCUCAAAUUUUGGGUCAAAACUUUUUCAGCUUUAACGCAAAGGCUGAGAAAGUUUAAAAAGUCCGAAUAUACAAUUAUUUUUGAAAAGGGAAGUACAACCUGUUUCACGAUGUGUCAUCUUGACGCGCAUAUAUCAUAUAGUUUACGACUCUAAUUUUAACUCAUUUGAAUUAAGAGUUGUAAAAUAGUUUCCAAAUAAUGAUAUUUGUCAACGAUUAUCUGGAAAAAAGUUCACACCCAAACUCUUUUGCCUCUUUUACAUUCCAGAAUUAAUCAUAGAAGACUGCUCUAAACUUGGUCAAAGUGGUUUGGCAUCUACUGGAAUCUACUACAUCAACCCAGAUGGUGGCAGCCCAAUACAAGUACUGUGUGACAUGACUACAAACGGUGGAGGUUGGACCGUCUUUCAGAGACGUUUAGACGGUUCGGUUGACUUUUUUCAGGGCUGGAAAUCAUACAAAAAUGGGUUUGGAAAUUUAAGCGGUGAGUUCUGGCUUGGAAACGACAAUCUUCAUCGCUUGACAGCCUCUGAUGACGUCAUGCUUAGAGUUGACCUGGAGGACUUUGACGGCAACAUAACAUACGCAGAGUAUACAACAUUUCAAGUAGCGAACGAAGCAGAUAAAUACAGGAUUGCGAUUGGAGGAUACAAUGGUACGGCUGGUGACUCGAUGGUAGAUGACGGAGGGCACACCCAAAGGUAAGCAAAUAUUUCGGUGGUAAUUAAUUUGUAGCAACAGAAAAAGACACACGGUCAACACAGCGCUUAUAAGCUCUUCCACUUUAUUAUAAGCCACCUCCGGACCAGUUAUAAACCCAUCUAUAGACCCGUAAACCAAAACAUACAUCCAAUUACAAGCCUCCGGAUAUAAGCCCCUUACGAAUCUAUUGAAUUCGAUUUAUUAUGACAUUUUGAAGGUUAAUUUAAAAAAAAAAGUAAAUGCAAGACCUAUUAGGACUGCUAUAUCUUGUUUCAAGGCGCUGUUUCUAUUUCGGGUAUAAAACAGCUCGGAUAUAAGUCCCUCCGUUUAUAAGCCCUUCUUAAACCCCUGACGAAGAUGUAUAAGCCCAGGGAUAAGCGGCCGUUUUAUGGUAUCAAAUCAACAAUCUUUCAGUAAUAUAAUUUCCUUUUAAGCCCAUCUUACACUGCUGCAAGAGCCCAUAACCCGGAGUGAGCAACUCCCAUGCGAGGCCUAUGUCACGGCGUUUUUACGGACCAGUUUAUUUUUAGACACAUUUUAGGGCACUUUUUCCCGCGAAAAUAGAAUCUCGACCAUGUCUAUGAGAGCAUUCGUUAGGUCUGUAGGUUUUGCUGACCGGUUUGUGGAAUUUAAAAGAUGUUCAAAAUUGGGCGCUAAAACCGUUCUAAAAAUUAACUGGUCCGUGAAAACGCCGUGACACGAGCGCAUGGAAGUUGCUCACUCCUGACUGCUGUUACGAUUCUUUUUACCCUUACGAUAAGUGAUCGCCAGCGCCGACCACCUUAGAUACCUUCUCCCUCUUAUUCAAAUCAUCUAUUAGUUGGUUAAGUCUCGUAUACUCUUAAGCGACCACAGCCACAUAAGAAGCAUCUGUAUCUGAACUGAAGGGUGCAGCAGUGAGCUGUAAUGCACAAAGCCUUCACUUCGGAAGCAUGAUGCCUAUUGCGCGAAUGUAAGGAUGGAAAGUUUUGCUUGAAGAAUCCGGAAUCCGGAACAAAUUCGCUUGUGGAAUACGGAAUCCUGGUCUUUGGAAUCCGGAAUCUAGCUCAAUGAAUUCGGAAUCCCACCAACAAUUGGAAUCCUAAAUCCAAGUUCCAGUUUUUUAAAAAAUGAGGAAUCCAGUACUGGAAUCUGGAAAUCCACAGCGUGGAAUCCAAAAUCCAAGACCGUCCCUUACAUGGGGUGACUCGAAAAUUUGAACUCCAAAUCCACCUUGAAAUCCAUCUCGAAAUCCAUCUCGAAAUCCUAACUCGGUAAAUAAAUAACCUCCUGACAAACAAAUCUCUUUGUAAAAUUUGUGCCAUUAUCAAACUGUGACCUUUUCCUGCAGUAACUUACAGUUUUCAACCAAAGAUGUCGACAAUGAUCGGGCCCCUGCCAAUUGCGCUGUUUCAAAGAAAGGAGCAUGGUGGUACCAUUCCUGCACUUUGGCCAAUCUAAAUGGUUUGUAUCGUCGGGGAUCUUAUAACACCAGGCACCCUAACGACGGAGUAAGAUGGGUCACGUUUAGAGGACAUUAUUAUUCGUUGAAACGCACUGAGAUGAAAUUAAAACCUAAACCAUAAAAUGCAAUGGUAUAGGCUCUUUGCAUGAUUUGAUCACGUGAUCAACUUUCGGUAAACACG
Molecule: messenger RNA, 6855 nt
Organism: Porites lobata
Lineage: Eukaryota; Metazoa; Cnidaria; Anthozoa; Scleractinia; Poritidae
Source: the annotation of a GenBank genome assembly